Molecule: messenger RNA, 264 nt
Organism: Sphaeroforma arctica JP610
Lineage: Eukaryota; Ichthyosporea; Ichthyophonida
Exons: 2
Coding region: 1-264 (87 amino acids)
Source: RefSeq, a predicted model, not a curated record
AUGGCGUAUGUAGAGAAAGAAAUAAAUGAACCAUUGUGGAAGCAUGUCAGAGGGGAGCCGGUGACGGAGGUUACUCCUGAGACGCAAUCAGAACCUGAAGCCUUUGUGCAGUCGUUGCGGAUUAAGCCGAAAGACUUGAAGAUGGCGGCAGCAGCUCUGUAUUCUAUGUUCAAGGAUUCGUUUGAGAUAGUUGAAUCGCAGGCUGAUUUUGCAAAAUCAAUAGGUCUGUGGCGUAAUAAGCCGGAUAAAGUGCUUUUGGCGUGA